AUGAUGGGUGCGCCGGGAGGCGACGAAGGCGGUAUUAUUCCGAGACUAUGCGAUGCUUUGUUCGAGAGGAUAGCUGUACAACAAUCGCCGCCUGCGCUUACGUAUAAGGUUGAAGUAUCGUACAUGGAGAUUUACAAUGAGCGUGUACACGACCUCCUCGACCCCGAAACGACGAGGCGAUCACUCAGAGUCCGAGAGCAUGCUGUACUUGGACCCUAUGUCGAUGGCCUCUCACAGCUAGCUGUAUCGUCUUAUCAGGACAUCGACAAUUUAAUGACCGAAGGCAACAAAUCCCGAACGGUUGCCGCGACGAAUAUGAACAGUGAAUCCUCACGAUCGCACGCCGUAUUCAGCGUUGUGUUGACGCAAACCCUUUGCGACGUAGCAACUGGUGUGACAGGGGAGAAAGUUGCGCGACUGUCCCUCGUCGACUUGGCAGGUUCCGAGAGGGCUGUCAAGACUGGCGCAGUUGGGGAUAGGUUAAAGGAAGGCUCUAAUAUAAAUAAGUCACUAACAACGCUCGGCCUAGUGAUAUCAAAAUUAGCAGAUCAGUCGUCUGGUAAAAAUAAUAAGGACAAAUUCGUUCCAUACAGAGAUUCAGUCUUAACUUGGCUUUUGAAGGACAACCUUGGUGGAAACAGUAAGACUGUUAUGGUAGCUACAAUUUCGCCUGCAGCUGACAACUAUGAAGAAACAUUGUCUACGCUUCGCUACGCAGACAGAGCUAAACGUAUCGUUAACCAUGCGGUCGUUAAUGAGGAUCCCAACGCGAGAAUUAUACGUGAGCUACGACAGGAAGUCGAAGCACUCAAGGAAAUGCUCAAGUAUGCUACGGGUUCACCAGUUGGAGAGGAUGUUCACGAGAAAUUGGCGCAAAGUGAACAUCUCAUGAAAGAAAUGUCAAGAACAUGGGAGGAGAAACUAGUCGAAACAGGUCGCGUACAAAGCGAGCGUCAACAUGCGUUAGAAAAAAUGGGUAUAAGCGUACAGGCGAGUGGGAUCAAAGUGGAGAAGAACAAGUUCUAUCUGGUUAAUCUUAACGCGGACCCUUCGCUUAAUGAAUUGCUCGUGUAUUAUCUUAAAGAGCGAACUUUAGUAGGCGCAGACAGAUCGGCAGAUAUCCAGCUGUCAGGGCUUGGAAUACAGCCGCAGCAUUGCCUUUUGGUCGUUGAAAAUGGCGCUCUGAACAUGGAACCAGUUAGUGCAGCCAGGUGUUUCGUGAAUGGUACACCUGUUGUGUCCAGGGUGAAGUUAGGACACGCCGAUAGGAUACUGUGGGGAAAUCAUCAUUUCUUUAGAGUGAAUUGUCCUAAGGAUAAUAAUGAGAUGACGACGUCAUCAGAACCCCAAACUCCUGCGCAGCCGAUAGAUUACAACUUCGCGCGUGAUGAGAUAAUGCUGAAUGAACUUAGCAACGAUCCUAUACAAACUGCUAUCUCACGACUCGAGAGACAACACGAGGAGGAUAAACAAGUUGCACUCGAAAAACAAAGACAAGAGUAUGAAAGACAGUUCCAGCAGCUACGGAAUAUACUAUCUCCUUCCACACCUUAUCCGCCGUAUUCGUAUGAUCCACUGAAAUUAGGCAAAAUGACCGCAUGUACACCGACAACAGCCGCAAGAGUCGAGCGCUGGGCCGCUGAAAGAGACGACACGUUCAAACGGUCUAUAGGGCGGCUUAAAGCUGAUAUAUUGAGGGCCAAUGCGUUGGUGCAAGAAGCCAAUUUCCUCGCUGAAGAGAUGAGAAGGAACACCAGGUUUAGUGUCACAUUGCAAAUACCGCCGCAGAACUUGAGUCCUAAUAGAAAGCGUGGCGCGUUCGUAUCAGAACCAGCUAUUAUGGCGAAGCGACCGACCCGAGGGGCCCAAGUGUGGUCUAUGGAGAAGCUCGAGAACAAAUUGGUUGACAUGCGUGAUAUGUAUGACGAGUGGCGGCAUAGACAACAUGCAGAGGAUGAUAUUGAUGAGCAAGAGGAAAAAGCCUUGGAUCCAUUCUACGAGUCGCAAGAGAAUCACAAUUUAAUUGGUGUGGCGAAUGUUUUCUUGGAGGCUCUAUUCCAUGACGUCACUCUCGACUAUCACACGCCUAUUAUAAGUCAACAGGGAGAAGUAGCUGGUAGAUUACAGGUUGAAAUAAGUCGAGUUUCCGGCCAGUUUCCUCAAGACCGUAUUUGCGAAGCAGCUUCCGACAGCUCUGGUGAUAUGAGAGAUGAUGAUGAACCAAUCGAUCCACAGACACAACAAGUAACAAUCCGCGUGGUAAUAAAGCAAGCUAGUGGCCUACCACCAUCACUAUCUAACUUCGUCUUCUGCCAAUACUCCGUAUGGGGUAACGGGGAGCCCGUAGUCGUUCCCCCACAAGUCUCCGCCGAUACACCGCCAGCGCCUUUGACAACUGUAUCACCGAGACACCAAUUACUCACAUUCCGCUUUGAUCAUCGCCAAGACUUCAUAAUACCACUUACUGAAGAGUUUAUUGAGCAUUGUGCGGAGGGCGCUCUAUCAAUCGAAGUAUGGGGCCACCGUUCGGCCGGUUUUAGCCGAACGGUCGGUAACUGGGAAGUGGAAGCUCAACAAUUGGCAAAAGCUCGCUCGUUAGCCGAUCGAUGGGCGGAGCUUACUCGGAAAAUUGAACUUUGGGUCGAAAUACAUGAAUUGAACGAUCAGGGGGAGUAUGCGCCUGUUGAGGUGGCGCUACGCCCGGAUAUACUGACCGGGGGCGUAUACCAGUUGCGUCAAGGGCAGCAACGACGACUAGCCGUGCGCGUACGACCCGCAGCUAAUUCUGGAACUUUGCCAAUCAUUUGCCAACAUAUUGUCAGUGUUGAAGUCGGAUCAGUUACUGUUAGAUCACGUCUACAGAAACCAUUGGACUCGUACCAAGAGGAGGAUUUGGCUAUCCUCAGAGAGAGAUGGAGUGAAGCGCUCGCUAGACGAAGACAACAUUUGCACGCACAAUUGCAGAAACUAGUGAACAUGUCUCCCUCACUAAAAAGCGAGCGAGAUAUGGAAAGGGAGCAAUCGUUAGUCGAGCAAUGGGUGUCCCUAACUGAAGAAAGGAAUGCUGUGCUGGUCCCUAGCCCCGGAAGUCCUAUUCCAGGAGCACCAGCUGCUUGGAACCCACCGUCUGGAAUGGAGCAGCAUAUACCUGUGCUGUUUCUGGAUUUAAAUGCGGACGAUCUAACAACACACGGUUCUGGCGAGGAAGUAUCUAUGGCGGGUUUUCACUCCAUUCUACCGAAAGAGCAUGGGAACAGAUUCUACGAGUUGCAACUUGUCCACCACCACCAUAAAGAUGUGUCUGCGGUGGCCGCAUGGGAUUCCUCCAUUCACGACUCGCAAUAUCUCAACAGGAUUACUGAACCAAAUGAACGGGUAUAUCUCAUACUCAAAACGACAGUGCGGUUGUCGCACCCAGCGCCUAUGGAGCUUAUUCUGCGCAAGCGACUCGCACUCAACAUCUACAAACGACAAAGUUUCACCGAUCGGAUACGGAAGAAAAUCGUCAGAGUGGAUCAACUAACUCAAACUGGUGUUACAUACGAAGUCGUAUCAAACAUUCCGAAGGCGUCAGAAGAGUUGGAGGAAAGAGAGAGCUUGGCGCAAAUCGUUGCUACGGGAGAGGAAGCCAGUGCAGCUGAUGGAGAGACUUAUAUUGAAAAAUACACGCGUGGCGUAAGCGCAGUUGAGAGUAUUCUAACUCUGGAUCGUCUGCGGCAAAGUGUUGCUGUUAAGGAAUUGGAACAAGCACGCGGCCAACCAGUCACUAUGCGCAAAACGGCUUCGGUACCAAAUUUCUCACAGAUUAUGCGUUUGGACUCUUCAUUCGAAUCUUUGACCAAUUUAUCCGCGGGUCGCUCAGGCAGUGUAGCUGACUUAGCUGACGAAACACCACGACGCAAUAUGCACAGACAUUCGUACGCUGCGCCCGCUCAUAACGAUCCGGAUAUCGUCACGCCCACAAAACCAUUCGGACUCGCUCGGCCAACGUUCCUAAAUUUGAAUUUGAACCUGAACUCACUACGACUGCAGACGCCGAAUAAGUCGUCUCCAGCGAGUGGAAAAUUGGGUUUGCGCAUGACAACCCUGCAUGAGGAGCCAGGUAGACGAAAUGACGAGGAUUCCCAUUCAGAGCCAGAAUCGGCUCCUUCAGAUGAAUUGACUACGCCGCGGUCACAACGUACGCGUUCUCGAGCCAACCCCCGCGGGUUCUUACCGACUUCAAAGACAUUGGAUUCACUUCACGAGCUUGCGUGUGAAAGAAAUCCAAGCAAAAAUUCACCUUCAAUUUCUUCAAGUGGAUAUGGUUCUCAAGCAGUAUCGUCAACCAACCUCACAAACGACGACACACUCUCCAUUCGCAGUAUGUCCGUUGAUGACACACCAGAUUUCGACAAAGUCAUGGAGUACACGCACUUGAGCCGGACUAAAAAUUCAAUGGCCGGCCUCAGACAUGAGAUAAGUGAAUUGAGAAGUGAUAUCACAGACCUGAAGAAUGAAAUUGUCGAAUCGAAAAAUGAGUUGGAAGAUGUUGCAUUCGAGAAAACGAAAACUCCGGUCUUAACUCCCGGAUCGAGGAACAGGAUUAAUCCGUUCUUAAGGGACUGUGAGGAAGCUAUGGAUAAAGGACAGAUUUUGGACCCGCUUGGAGCGAUUACUGUGGAAACGGUGUCUUGUCAUAAUAAACAAGAAUCGCAAGUCAACGGGGAAGCGCACGACACGUCUUUCGGUGAAGCAGAAAUUGAGUCAGUUAGCUCAGAACAUUCAAGUCACGACACGCGGAGUCGUGAGACAUCAUCUGUCGGAGAAAGUGAUUCACCUGGACCAGAUCCUAUAGUCAAUACAUCUCUUCCUGCGGGAAAGGUCGUCCGUCGUCGUGCUGGUACGGCCCGUAAUGCUGCGCGUGCGUCGUAUCCGUCUGGACGUACGAAGUCGCAUGAACACGUUUCGCCACCGCUUAAGGACACUUCCGCAUCCACGGAGCGUAUUUUACAGGACGAAUCAGAAAGCGAUCGUUCGCACGCAGUACCCGAGUGGAUGUGUGUGGGCGAAAGUGUACAACUACGUCUGAGCAGUAGCACCGGAGUAGUUGCGUACGUCGGACCAACCCACUUUGCACCUGGAACUUGGGUGGGAGUAGAAUUAGACGCGCCUACUGGAAAAAACGAUGGCUCUGUAGGAGGGACACGGUAUUUCGAAUGCCGACCUCGACACGGAAUAUUCGUGAGAGGCGAAAAGCUCAUACAGGACCGGCGCGGUCGCAGUGCUAGGGCGUUCCGUGAAAAUGAGCUGAAACGUGCUACUAGCAAAGGUGAAGGCCUACAGAACUUACACAGAUCCCGGAGUCGCGGUGACAGCAUAAAUGCCGUUGGCACUAAAACUAGAAGCAAAUAA
This is a messenger RNA of Pieris macdunnoughi, 5394 nucleotides long. The record is from the annotation of a GenBank genome assembly. Lineage: Eukaryota; Metazoa; Arthropoda; Insecta; Lepidoptera; Pieridae.